CUGCCCGCGUGUCAGCCUCUUUGACAUUGGGUUUCUAUCCAAUCAUUCGCUGCUCCACGUUUAUAAUAUUGAUUUUAACGUUGUUUGAAGAAAGUUUUAUCGGUACCCUUUCGGAGUUUUUGAGUUAUGUUGUGUCUGGACAGGGCUUAAAAGCUCAUUAUCUGCAGUACCCUUGUGAAUUUCAGUAUGUUUUUUACCUGCUUUCAAUAAUUAUGAAUCUGGGUUGUGUUUACUUUGAUUAAGAACCAGCAGGUUUGGCGCUAUAUUAUUGUGGGAUUCAUUUGCCUAUUUUCUUGGAGUUUUUGUGAUGUUCUAGUUCAAGAGAUUGUGGUACUUGGCUAAUAAAGCUAUGGUCUUGAAUAAAGAAUAUAUCUAAAAUGGCUUUUAAUGUGCCAUAGUUGUGCUAAAUGUGACAGUGGCCUUCUGAAUUAGUGAUAAUGAGCUUUAGAACCUGUAUUUGAUGAUUGUGCUCACAACCUCCGGCGAAGUUCUAGUGAGGGUUUAGUCAGUGACAUUGGUUGACACAUACAAUUUAUGACAGUAAUGAACAUACCCCUGUUUUGUUUAAUCAGGGACAAGGUGCAAAUUAACCGAGUGAUUUUAGGAUUCUGUGGCUAUAUCUUCAUCUUUUCCUGUUUUUCCUACCCCUACUGGAGUGAGAUAUUCCAAAUUGCCCCAACUCUUGUCAGUUUUCCUCAGAAAUAGAACAUAUGACUAAUACCAUUUUCCCUCAGUCAUCUCCUUCAGUUUUUAACCGUGCAACUGCUGGGCACUCAUUUUCAUCAUCUUCCAGAUUUCCCAAUGAUAUGCUUGUUUCUUCUGUUUCACCAGAUGAAAGGAAUUCCCACAAUUUUCCAUUCAUUUCUCAAUUGUCAAGAGGACGAACAACAUUGCCACCAACCCAUUUUUCUUCUUCAGAAGAACAAUCUACAGGAUCAAUUAAUUUUCCCGGGGAGAAUAAGGAAAUGUCCUGGUGUAGAGGUCUACUUCAGGAUUUUCUUCAUUUUCCCAAAAAUGUCCCUGUAAGAACUGGGGUGGUGGAAAUCAACACUGGUGAUAUGGGAUCUGAGGUUAGUGCCAAGUGGCAGGAGUGGGCAGAUCAAUUGAUCUCUCUUGAGGAUGGUCCAGACCCACAUUGGAGCAAAAUUCUUGCUAAUGUCAAUGCUGUAGAUGCAAAACCAAAGGUGCUGAAAACAUCUACAAGUAUCUUGGUGCAAAAAUCCCAAAUUCAUCAGCACCAGCCUCUGCAAAGUGAAGAAUUCCAUGCUGUUACUAACCCAUUAUCCACAGUGCCCCAAACGAAAGCCAGAAUGCAAUGGACUCCAGAACUUCAUGAGGCAUUCGUAAAGGCUGUCAAACAGCUGGGUGGUAGUGAACAAGCUACUCCAAAGGGCAUCUUAAAGGUCAUGAAUGUUGAAGGCCUAACAAUUUAUCAAGUUAAAAGCCACCUGCAGAAAUAUAGAACAGCAAGGGACAAACCAGAGUCUUCAGAAGAAACAUCAGAGAAGAAAUUGACCCCUGCUGAAGAGAUGAAAUCAAUGGACCUGAAAAGGGCAAUGAGCAUCACCGAAGCAUUGCGGUUGCAGAUGGAAGUUCAGAAGCAGCUCCGUGAACAACUUGAGAUUCAGAGAAAUUUGCAGUUGCAAAUUGAAGAACAGGGGAGGUAUCUUCAAAAAAUGCUUGAGCAACAAAGAAAAAUGGAGAAUGAUAAGUCCAAUUCUUCUUCAUCCAACCACAGCGAUCCUUCAUCUCCAUUGGCAAAGUCAACGCCUGAAAAUGAAAAACCAGAAGCCGCAGGGCUGGAUCAGACCAAAACUGGAACAAAUACAGGUAAUGCCAACACUACAUUGGAAGGAAGUUCCAAGAGUUCGAGCAGGAAGCAGAAGCUCCCUGAUACCACACUGUUCGACCUGGAUGAUGACAAAACUGGUCACACUAACGUAAAACGAGCAAGAACAAAUGAAACAGCAGGAUACUGAGCGAAAUCUGCAUCUGACUGGAACACCUUGUAGAAUUAUUAUGUUAUGUUCUCAUUUAGACACAAGAUUAUUCGAUCCAGAGUUUUUGACAGUUGGGUAUUACUACUUCAUAUUAGCUAAGAACAUAUGAAGGCUGAGGUUUCGAUUUUAUGUUCACUGUGGCCUGUGGGGUUGAAUUUGCACUGAAAGCUAUUUAGAAGAUGGAUUUGCUGUAAACGUUUUGUGUCUCCAUGGAUAAUAGUUCAACAAAUGUAACUGUUUAUUUGUAUAUGGAUACAACUAAUUUGAACCUCUUUUUCUUA
Mangifera indica (mango) is the source of this 2281-nucleotide messenger RNA. RefSeq names its product myb family transcription factor PHL13-like. NCBI's taxonomy places the organism in Eukaryota, Viridiplantae, Streptophyta, Magnoliopsida, Sapindales, Anacardiaceae. The coding region runs from base 711 to 1979 and encodes 422 amino acids. The record is from RefSeq and is a predicted model, not a curated record. Gene Ontology annotation, molecular function: DNA binding; DNA-binding transcription factor activity. The transcript has 9 exons.